AUGUUCAGGGUACCAGCUGUGCGUGUAGCAGGCAGACGUUUCGUCCAGCCACAGCCAUUUAGAGGCGUUGCUAGAGGUUUAGCCACUCGUUCACUCGCAAAUGGUCUCCAGCGUAUGAGCAUGCGCUCUGCAGUGAUUCCAACUGCAUUGGCCCGCGGAGCUAGCACCCACUCAGCUCGCACAUACGCAACUUUCCAACGCGACAAGCCACACUUGAAUGUCGGUACCAUUGGACACGUCGAUCACGGAAAGACUACGCUCACUGCAGCCAUCACAAAGUACCUCACUGAGAAAUCUGGCAAGGGCCAGUUCCUCGAUUACAACCAAAUCGAUAAGGCACCAGAAGAGAAGGCUAGAGGUAUCACUAUCUCCACCGCCCACGUCGAAUACGAGACCGAGAACAGACACUACGCACACGUUGACUGCCCAGGACACGCUGAUUACAUCAAAAACAUGAUUACUGGUGCUGCCCAAAUGGAUGGUGCUAUCAUUGUAGUCUCCGCUGCAGACGGCCAGAUGCCUCAGACCAGAGAGCACCUUCUCCUUGCCAAGCAGGUCGGUGUCAAGAAACUCGUCGUGUACAUCAACAAGGUCGAUCAAGUUGAUGAUCCUGAAAUGUUGGAACUCGUAGAUAUGGAAAUCCGUGACUUGCUCUCUACGUACGGAUACGAUGGUGAUAACACCCCAAUCGUUAAGGGCUCCGCACUUGCUGCUCUCGAAGGCCGCAACCCUGAGAUUGGUACAAACUCAAUCGAUGAGCUCAUGGAAGCUUCCGAUAGCUGGUUGGAUAUCCCAGAGAGAGAUCUCGACAAGCCAUUCCUGAUGCCUAUCGAAGACACCUUCACCAUUUCUGGUAGAGGUACUGUCGCCACCGGCAGAGUUGAGAGAGGUACUAUCAAGAAGGGUGAGGAAAUUCAAAUUCUCGGUCUCGGUAACUCAUUCAAGACCACACUCACUGGUAUCGAGUCCUUCCACAGGGAGUUGGACCGUGGUGAGUCCGGUGACAACAUGGGUGCCUUGCUCAGAGGUGUGAAGAGAGAGCAAAUCCGUCGUGGUCAAGUCAUUUCCGCAGUUGACUCUAUCAAGAGCUAUAAAAAGUUCAAGGCUCAGCUCUACAUCCUCACAAAGGAAGAGGGCGGUCGUCACUCUCCAUUCUUCGAGAAUUACCGCCCACAACUCUUCAUCAGAACCUCUGACGUUACCAUUUCUCUCAAGUUCCCAGAAGGCACUGCUGACGCUGGCGAGAAGAUGAUCAUGCCUGGUGACAACGUUGAGAUGGUCGGCGAACUCGUUCACGACUUGCCACUGGAAAACAACUCUAGAUUCACGCUCAGAGAGGGCAACAAGACGAUUGGUACUGGUAUUGUCACUGAGGUGAUCGCUUGA
This is a messenger RNA of Wallemia ichthyophaga EXF-994, 1386 nucleotides long. RefSeq lists its product as uncharacterized. Gene Ontology annotation, molecular function: GTP binding; translation elongation factor activity; GTPase activity. Gene Ontology annotation, biological process: mitochondrial translational elongation. Lineage: Eukaryota; Fungi; Basidiomycota; Wallemiomycetes; Wallemiales; Wallemiaceae. Gene Ontology annotation, cellular component: mitochondrion. The coding region runs from base 1 to 1386 and encodes 461 amino acids. The record is from RefSeq and is a predicted model, not a curated record. The transcript has 3 exons.